Hibiscus syriacus is the source of this 2430-nucleotide messenger RNA. RefSeq names its product protein TRANSPORT INHIBITOR RESPONSE 1-like. Bases 122 to 1882 code for a protein of 586 amino acids. NCBI's taxonomy places the organism in Eukaryota, Viridiplantae, Streptophyta, Magnoliopsida, Malvales, Malvaceae. Gene Ontology annotation, molecular function: protein binding. Gene Ontology annotation, biological process: SCF-dependent proteasomal ubiquitin-dependent protein catabolic process. The transcript has 4 exons. The record is from RefSeq and is a predicted model, not a curated record. Gene Ontology annotation, cellular component: SCF ubiquitin ligase complex.
AAUCAAAGCCUUUUACAAUUAUAAUCUGCGAAAAAGAGAGAGAACGCUUUCAUUUUCAGUUUGGAUCUCCGGUUCGGGUUAUUGGGUGCCCGGCUUUAAAGCUUGAAUCUUCAUCGUUGAAAUGGAAUCAUUCGAGCUUAAGAGGUCGAAGGACUCGGUGAACUCGGACCAGUCAGCUCACUGGUCCUCAUUUCCCGACGAAGUGCUGGAGCGAGUUCUGUCACGUUUGAAAUCUCACAGGGACCGGAGCUCCGCCUCUUUGGUUUGCAAGGACUGGUAUCACGCGGAACGGUGGUCGAGAACCAACGUUUUCAUCGGGAACUGUUACUCCGUUUCACAGGAGAUCGUCGUGCGGCGGUUCUCGAGAAUCAGGAGCGUGACGUUGAAGGGGAAGCCUCGAUUUUCCGAUUUCAACCUGGUGCCGGAAAACUGGGGCGCCAAUAUCCACGCGUGGCUGGUCGUUUUCGCGGCCAAGUAUCCGUUCCUCGAAGAGCUUAGGCUCAAGCGAAUGGCGAUCAACGACCAAAGCUUGGAGUUCCUCGCCGUGUCUUUUCCUAACUUCAAAGCUCUUUCUCUUUUAAGCUGCGACGGUUUUAGCACUAACGGACUCGCCGCCAUUGCCACUCAUUGCAAGAACUUGACUGAGCUUGACAUACAGGAGAAUGACAUUGAUGAUAUAGGAGGUAGUUGGUUGAGCUGCUUCCCGGAGAGCUUCACGUCGUUGGAAGUUCUCAACUUUGCCAACUUGACUAGCGAUAUUAAUUUCGAUGCGCUUGAAAAGCUCGUCGGUAGGUGCAAGUCGAUGAGGGUCUUAAAGUUGAACCGGAGCGUGUCCUUGGAACAAUUACAGAGACUUCUUGUUAAUGCCCCUCGAUUAGCUGAGCUCGGUACGGGUUCAUUCUCGCAGGAACUUAUUGUCCGUGAAUACGAAGAGCUCGAAAGCGCAUUAAGCAAUUGCAAGAAUAUGCAUACGCUAUCUGGUCUGUGGGAUGCCAAGGGCAUAUAUCUCCCGGCCUUGUACCCUGCAUGCACGCAUCUAACGUUCUUGAACUUGAGCUAUGCUGCUUUGCAAAGUCUUGAACUGGCUAAGCUUCUUCCUCACCGUCGACGACUUAAACACCUAUGGGUCUUGGACACGGUCGAAGACAAAGGACUGGAAGCCGUUGGAUUGAACUGCCCUUUGCUCGAGGAACUGCGAGUUUUCCCUGCUGAUCCGUUUGAUGAUGAAAUUGUACAUGGAGUCACUGACGCUGGGUUUGUGGCCGUGUCUUUUGGUUGCCCAAGACUCCAUUAUGUCCUCUAUUUCUGUCGUCAAAUGACAAAUGCUGCUGUAGCAACCAUUGUACAGAACUGCCCCGAUUUUACGCAUUUCCGAUUAUGCAUAAUGAACCCAGGUCAACCGGAUCAUCUCACAAAUGAACCUAUGGAUGAAGCUUUUGGUGCUGUGGUUAAAACCUGCACUAAACUUCAGAGGCUUUCAGUUUCAGGUCGCUUAACUGAUCGGACAUUUGAGUAUAUCGGUAGAUAUGCUAAGAACUUAGAGACGCUUUCAGUGGCUUUUGCCGGCAGCAGUGACUGGGGGAUGCAAUGUGUUCUGGGUGGUUGUCCAAAACUAAGGAAACUCGAGAUAAGAGACUGUCCGUUCGGAAACGCAGCACUGCUGUCGGGUUUGGAGAAAUACGAAUCUAUGAGGUCACUUUGGAUGUCGGCCUGCAAUGUGACAAUGAAUGGUUGUAGGCUACUUGCGAGGGAGAUGCCUCGGUUGAAUAUUGAGGUAAUGAAGGAGGAUGGAAGUGAUGAUAGUCAAGCUGAUAAAGUCUAUGUUUAUCGUUCGAUUGCAGGCCCAAGGAGGGAUGCCCCGCGAUCUGUCCUUACUCUCUGAAAUGGUUGGUACCAGGCAAACAGAAAAUCAUUAAACUUUGGACAGUCUAAGCCUCUAAAGCCGCUAACGUCGGGAACAAAUUUGCCUCGCGUGCUUGAUUUACUGCACCCCUGAAGAGCUAGAUCGUGAAACUGCCAAUGCAGAAGUGUAUGAUGCAGCCAUGGUUGGGCGUCACAAACGAACUAAAAUCUGUCACUGCAUCACAUUGCCACCCAGGUCGAUACCCCCUGUCAAAAUCCUGCACACAGAACAGACAGCAAGAUGCACACUGUUUUUAGUUUCUCAUGAAUCCAAUGCCUCAUACCAUGUUCCUGUAAACGAUAACUUAGAUCCCUAACCAUUUUUUUUUAUAAAUUGGACUAUAUCAGUUGAUUCAGUGGCUUCUAAGAUGUCAAGAAUCUUUGCAGCUAGGUGAAGUGCAUCCUUCUGCAUUGUCUUGACUCUUGAGCAUGUCGGUCUCACCUACAAUUGCUUUUCCCUCUACCAUGGAGAAAGGAGCAUGAAGACAAAGGCAUUGCAGACUUGAAACUAUAUGAUGGAAGCUUUAU